UGCUGUUCGUCCCGGGGCGCGCCCGCAUCUCCUGUAGUCCCUGCCGGCUCCCGGCUCGGGGGGAGACAGCGGCCUCUCCAUCCCAUCCGCCGGGGCUCGGGUCGGUGCCCACGCCCGCGGGAUGCCCAGCGCUCCGCAGGCGCCCGCGCGGCCGCCCAAAGAAGCCCCCGAGCAAGGACCCCGCGCUGGCCGCGCCAUGGCGGCCGCCGGCGGGGACGCGGCGCAGCUCUGCAAGUCCAACACCACCUGGAAGCACUUCUUUCUAAACAUCUCAGCAAAGGAUGGGUUACAUCCAAGGCAUCUUAUCCCAGAGCUUUGCAGACUGUUUUAUGGUUUAGGCUGGGUAACAGGAACUGGUGGAGGAAUCAGCUUGAAACAUGGGGAUGAAAUAUACAUUGCUCCUUCAGGAGUCCAAAAGGAAAGAAUACAGCCAGAAGAUAUGUUUGUUUGUGACAUGAAUGAACAGGACAUCAGUGGUCCUCCACUUCACAAGAAACUAAAGAAAAGCCAGUGCACACCUCUUUUUAUGAAUGCCUACACUAUGAGAGGGGCAGGCGCAGUCAUCCAUACACAUUCCAAGGCUGCUGUUAUGGCUACCCUUCUUUACCCAGGAAGUGAGUUCUCUAUUACCCAUCAGGAGAUGAUCAAAGGAAUCCAGAAGUGUACUUCAGGAGGCUAUUACAGAUAUGAUGAUACACUAGUGGUUCCUAUUAUUGAGAAUACACCAGAAGAGAAGGAUCUCAAGGAGAGGAUGGCACGUGCAAUGGAAAAAUACCCAGACUCUUGUGCUGUCCUGGUCAGACGUCACGGUGUUUAUGUAUGGGGAGAGACAUGGGAAAAAGCCAAAACCAUGUGUGAAUGUUAUGACUACUUGUUUGAUAUCGCAGUGCAGAUGAAGCAGCACGGGCUAGAUCCUUCAAAACAUCCAGCAGGAGAAAAUGGGAUCUUGUAAAUGUCAACAACAUUUAUGCUCAGGUUUCUCAGAUGAUGAUGGGAGUUCCAGCUUUCACCCCACACUACUGAAGCCAGAAGGGGGUGCUGAUCCUCAGCUGAUUGACAAAUGUCAGCAGGAACAUUUAACUGUUAAAUGCACCCAAGAAUUAAAGGAGAGUUAAAAAAACCCAACUACUGAACAAUCAUUGCAAUUUACAAGUCCUGUCGAAUGCCACAGUACGAGGAAUGAAAAUUCAGAUGCAAAAAGACUUUGAAAAACUUUGGAGAACUAAUGUCACAUUUUGGUUUUGUGCCUUAAAAAUUCAUAUUUCAACAACCUGCAUUUGUUGAUCCUGCCCUAAUGCUAUGUCAUUUAACUUGAAAUAAAUGCAUUUCUGAAGGUUAUUAUAGCUUUUAUUCUUCCAGAAAAAAGUGAGGACAGCCCCUUAUUUAGAAAUUAAUAAAGUUUAAAGCAUUGUUUGAA
Pyrgilauda ruficollis (rufous-necked snowfinch) is the source of this 1417-nucleotide messenger RNA. It is a transcript of the gene APIP, whose product is annotated as APAF1 interacting protein. Gene Ontology annotation, cellular component: cytoplasm. Lineage: Eukaryota; Metazoa; Chordata; Aves; Passeriformes; Passeridae. The transcript has 9 exons. Gene Ontology annotation, molecular function: metal ion binding; methylthioribulose 1-phosphate dehydratase activity. The record is from RefSeq and is a predicted model, not a curated record. Bases 122 to 952 code for a protein of 276 amino acids.